AUGUCCGCCGAAGCCCCCGCCCCGGCGCAAAAGAAGGGGUUCUUCCACCGCCUGUCAGUAGCUACGCCGAGCAACAACCCAACGGUGUCUCCAAACAAGCUGGGAAAGAAGAAGGACCAAGUCAAGGCUGGGCCGAUCUAUGAAGAGCUGAGCCGUCCCCUCAGUGGGAUGGACAGCGGGCCGAGUGCAUACAGGGAUGGAGCUCAGGGGGGUGUGGCGAGGUCGAAGAGCAAGGACAGGAGUUUCUGGGGAGGGAAUAAAGGACGGUCCAAGUCCAAAUCAAGAGCAUCGACCCCCAACACCAUACCACCUCCCAUGCCAACACCUCCGCCGCAGACAACGCCUAUCGCAGCCUCGUUCGCCAGGAGGCCAGAGUAUGACUCGUCGCCCAGCUCGAGCUACAACAAUCCAGCACCCAGGUCGGGUGAUCUUCAACCAUCCCGUCAUACACCGACAGAAGGGUCCUCGGCGAGAAGACCAGAUACCAAUGCUAAGUCCAAUACUGGAUAUGGCGACGACCCUGGUGCUCCUCCGCCCAAGCAAAAGCUACGCCAAGGUGAUCUCCAACCGACUCGCCAAACACCAGCCCCUGCCAAACCCCUAUACCCCGUCGACCCGAGCUUUAUGCCCUCAGCUUCCGCCUCUGGAUCCUUGGGGGGGCCCUACCCUAGCAUGUCUGGAACACACCCUUAUAAUCAGUUCGCCAGACCUGUUGGGCAACUUGGACAACCUCCAAUGGGAAGCGAUAAUGGACCUUAUCCGACUGUGAAUCGUGCGCCUUCUCAGCUGCAGCAACCACAAUCCUACCAACCCCAACCGGCAUUCAAACCAUUCCGUACUCCUUCCCAAAAUAGAGCCCCUGUACACCCCGCUUUGGCAAGCUCCCCAUCGCCUCCGCCUGUGGCGAGUCCUCCGGGGAGUCAGAGCGGGCAUGGGCAUGGACCGAGGUCGCCGACGUAUGGGUCGCCUGUGGAGAUGCAGCCUGGUAUGGUGUCGUCUGGUAUGGCGGAAGAACGGAGAGAUAGAGAUAGGGGGUUAUCUAGGCAAGAUGGUCGGCCGCACCCGCAACCUCUUAAACCGCAACCUCGUUCAUCCUCCCGAACUCUUACCCAAUCUGAUCUUCGCUCGCCUCCCUCUACCACCAAGCCCCUGGCAUCUCCGCCCCCACCACUACCGGGACAAGGCGAGAGUAUUCCGCCUAUGCCCAGUGUGCCGGGCGUGAGCCCCAGAGGAGCCAGCUUGGGAGCUGCGCCAGGAGCAGCCGUCUCGCAAGAGCACGGCGGACGACGGAGUCGACCCGGGAGCGGCGAUAGACCAGUAGUACCGCCCUUGGUCAUACCCUCAGAUCCUCAUCAACCCCAUCCCCAGGCAUCUCGUCAGCGAACUCCCCAGCCUCCCCCAGAGACACGGCCUGAACCUACAGCUACCCGCUCAGCCCCGCGUGCUCAGCCGACUUCUCGUGGUAGAGAAGAUCACAGGCAAUCACGAUUCGACGAUGCGCUCACAGAUGACACCCACCCCUUGCCUGAUGCGCCUCCUGCGUAUACACCUUCGCCUACGAUUGUUGCGCAGAACCCGAAAGAGAGGGAGAGGUAUCAGCCUCCGGUUCCUACGCUUGAAGCGCAUCAGGCAGAAGCGAGUAGGAUGAGGGGGGUGGUAGCGCCGAAUUUGCCUCCUGGGGCUGCUGCUCCUGAGGCAGCUUCGCCUAUAGGCCCUAGCGGGCAGGCGUGGAGCCUGGGAAAUGCGAUGGGGCCAUCUGCUCAAACAGCCGAUCCUCGAGCUCAACUGCUAUCUAAUCCCCCAGCUGCAGCUCAGUCCGAUAGGCAGAUGGAGAGAAUACCGCCGAGUCAAGUUCAGCAGGUUGACAGACACCAAGGUGAAUCGCCCCGCAGAAAACCUGUUCAACCUGCUCAGCCACACCCGCAUUCUCGCAAUGGAACGCCGGGUCCCGCGAAAGAGAUGAGCGAAGCUAGCAAGUACGCUCAAUCGGUAGCUGCUUCUAUCAAACACGAAGGGGUCUCCUCAAACCCUUCUUCGCCUACACCUUCUGCAGCGAUUGUGCAACCCAGGCAGCAGCAAGCGCAAGUGCCUUCUGAUCGCACUCCAACUCAUACUCCCACGAGGGACAAGGAUAUGGAACGACGCUUUAGGCACGCUGCGAAUGCUUCUAUCCGGUCAGUGAAUAGCGUGGGGAAAGAUGGAUCGCCGAACAGGAGGCCGUUACCCCAGCCGCCUACUUCUGCCUCUGGCUCGCCUGCUGUGUCACCUGUACGGGCGCCGCAAUUGCCGCCCAUCCAGACUCAAGGUCAGGGGCAGAGCGUGGGUCAGCCUAAUACCGGGGUCGCUAUGGGUUCGCCCUUGAAAGACAUGGCUUCGCCUACUAGGCCAAACUUUGCUGCUCCUCCAAGCGAAGUGAGGUCUGAAAUGAGGUCCCCUGUUGAGGAACGUGUGAGCAGGCGCGAUGUCGAGAGAGGGAGGACAAUGAGAUCGCAAGAUAUUCCACCUCCUGUCGAAAAGUCAUUCUUGGCAGUCGCUCCUACACCCGAACCCAAGAAGAUUGCUCCCUCUAUCGAACCUCAGCCCCAGCAGGUCACCCCAAUCCAGAACAAGCACAUCCAAAAGCCCAAAGAGUCGCCUCUCGCGUUUGACUUUCCUCGUUCGCCCACUUUGCCGCCCCUCCUUGAUCCUCGAAACAACCCCAACAGCUCGAGUGUCGCCACUUCGCCUCUAGCGAGCCCGUCUACGGCGGGGCUGGAGACUGGGAGUGGGGCUGAAGAGAGGGAUCCUAUUGCCAGAUGGGCAGCAUCGGAUGAAAAGGAGAGGAUGAUCAGGGAGAUGGAGAGGGAGGAGAGAGAAAGGGAAAGGCAGAGGAAGGAAAGUGAGCGAUCUGGAAGGAGCGCGGCUAGUGGCAGGAGCGGGCAGAGUUCAUUAUCUCGUGAGACGCCUUUGGUCAGUACCGAACUCCCUGCCAGAGGAGUGUCCCCACAGUCUUCUCAAAGCCAGUUGGGCUACUUCCCACCACCGCAACAGCAAGUGCAGCCGGGAAGGCGUACGGUGUCUUCUCCUCUGAAUGGAAGGAACAGUCCGAGAAUCACGUCGCCUUUGAGCGUAUCUUCUGGCCAAGAUAGACGAUGGCCCGGGCAAGCGCCAGAUGUGCAAGGGAGCCGGGCUGUCAGCCAGCCUCUGCCCCAGUCGUCGUCCAUUCCCACCCUUCCUCCACUAUUGUCCAUGGACGCUUUUCAAGAGGUAAAACCCAGGGGAGAGCGACCGCCAGCUACCCUCACGUUCAUCCUCCUAUAUACCCCUAUCCAGUCCAAUUUGCUACAAUACCUGAGCAUCAACUCGUUCUUGAGUCUUACUGGCGCUUCAGAGGCUGUCAAUAGGAGGUUUAGCGGAGAGAUGGUGGGGAGGUGGAUUAUGCGGGAAUGGGGAAUGUCUGUUGGAAAGAAGAAGGGCAGUUAUGCCGGCAAUGUUGCAUGGCCGAAUCUGACGGUUUGGGAGGGAUUCCUGGAAUCCCUUUUGCAUGACCCGGCGAGCUACAGCACUUAUCCCGAGCAGUGGCACCAUCUCUUAAAGCACCUCUCAUUGUCGCAUACGCUCGUCGUUUUGCAUCUGCGAUCUCUCCCUCAGGACCUCUUCCCCAGUCCCCCACCGCAGCCUUUCGAUGACGACGCUGGUUCGAUCGCAGGCGGUAUGCCCAAUCUGCCUUUCUCAAGCUCUCGAGGUAGCUUGAGCAGCCAAGGGAGACAGUCGCGGGUUGGAAGCAUGGUUGGGCUGGAUGCCGCUUCCGACUCUCUCAAAAUGCCCAAGGCCGAGAGGAUUGUUGAGCUCAUCAUGCCCGAGCCGCUAGCCGCGCAACCCAGAGACGAGUCGCCGACAAAUACCCCAGCUUCUAAAAAGUUCCCGCCAUUGUCCAACUCGUCCGUAGCGGCUGCCAAGCUGCGUCGACGGGGUAGUGUGACGAGUUUGACUUCGACAGCUUCUAUGCCUUUCUUGAGGAGCAAAAAGUCUAGUUCGGGGAGCAGUGCUGCAAGCAUCGCAAACAUGCCGUUCCACAACCCUGCGGAGCCGAUGCCUCCCAGUGGAAAAGCUAGUCUGCCGCCGGUGAGCUAUCCUACCGCCAAGCGAUACGGAUUCAGAAGCCACGGAGAUCCCACGUCUAAGCGGACGAGUCAGUCGGAUAGUCGACCAAGCUCCAUCUUCUCUGUGCAGAGCUCUGCGUCCAUGUCUCAAUUGAACAACAUCAAUAGAUUGGGCGGCAGCGGAGCUUCGUCUGCAAGCUUUGCCGUGGAUAGGCACGCUCCGCCAGUACCUGGCUUCCCCGCCAAUCUGCCGUUCCCUCCUCCUAUCGGCGGUGGGGCUGGAAAGAGAGGUAGUUUCUCCUCGAGCAGUGACCUUGGCAAAUCUAGUCGCCGAUCCGACUACGGUGGCAACUCUCCCGUGGACGCAAUCAACAGGCAAUUCUACACUCCUUCUCCUGUCGUCAAACGUAUCGAACCAGCCUUCGACAAGCCCAUUCCCUACAUUCUGGGUCGCGCCCCGAUACUACGGGUGUUCGUACCUCUUUCACAGACGGUGCAGAGGUGGCCUUCGAUCGAGGGAGCUGCUGCUGCGGUGAGGGAGCUUGAAAAGUGCGGCGCGAUGAAACGGUUGAAGUUGGGCGACCUGGUGGCAAAUACUGCUAUCAAUCACCCAAAGACCACGGAGCACGUCUUGAUCUACGUUCCCUAUGCUCAACAUCAGCUGCUACCCCUCUCCUAUGCCUUCUCGGUUACAGGAACCUUGCCAAUGAACAUCGACGCGUUCAAGCUACCUCCCUCCUACUACUUUACCUUCCUCCCAGUCACUCAAAUCAUCUACCUCGACCUCACGCCUUAUGGACGGGAUGCUCUAUCAUCUCUGAGGCUGGCGUACGAUAGGCGAGAUAUGACGGUGUCGAGCGGUGCGAGGGUGAAUGCGAAGCGUUACUUGCAUAUUGCUGGAUUUGAAGUGCGUGCUGGUACGGGUGCGGAUGCUGCUUGGGAAGGAUUCGUCAGUCUUGAAGGAGAGGGUACGGCGGAGGGAAAGAGGGAUAUUGAGAAGCGAUUGGUAGGCGAUGGUAGAGGUGGUAGGCCGGUCAUUGGGGCAUGGGAGAUUGUAAGGGAGAAGUGCAUGGUUGGGAAUAUAUGGUUGAAGUUGGUCAAGGAGGAUCAUUGA
Molecule: messenger RNA, 5196 nt
Organism: Cryptococcus wingfieldii CBS 7118
Lineage: Eukaryota; Fungi; Basidiomycota; Tremellomycetes; Tremellales; Cryptococcaceae
Exons: 6
Coding region: 1-5196 (1731 amino acids)
Source: RefSeq, a predicted model, not a curated record